Messenger RNA from Fusarium coffeatum, 315 nucleotides. RefSeq lists its product as uncharacterized. Lineage: Eukaryota; Fungi; Ascomycota; Sordariomycetes; Hypocreales; Nectriaceae. The coding region runs from base 1 to 315 and encodes 104 amino acids. The transcript has 3 exons. The record is from RefSeq and is a predicted model, not a curated record.
AUGAAGUUCUCCGUCGUCUCCAUCAUCCUCCUCGCCCAAGGCAUCGCCGCCAUGCCCUGGUCUAAUGGCAGAGCCAUAAUGGGCGAAGAAAUCACUCUUCGCAUCCAAGUUUCUGGCUCAUCCGCCAACCGAGAUGUCAAGACAUUUCCCAAACCUAAUGGACGUGUCGACUUCAGUACCGAGGAAGUUCGUCUCAAGGUGUGCUGGUCUGAGGAGCCUAAGUGUCCUGAAGGAUGGAACCCUAAGAAAUUCGGUGACGGUGAUUACGGUUGUUGGACCUGCUGCAAGUCUUUUGACGAGGACAGAUAUCUCUAA